CAGAGGAGCCAUGCACGAUGUGACUGCAGGAAGUGUAGCGUCGUCUUUAACCCGGAGGCACAGCGGGACGAGCGGGAUCGUGCAGGAAGUAACGUGGAGGCGGAGGAUGUUCCCGUUGACGCACCGCCUGGUCUGAUCCAUCCGCAUCAUGUUCUCUCCUCUUGCGGGGGCUCAGGAUGAAUUCCAUCCGUUCAUCGAGGCUCUGCUACCCCAGGUCCGUGCCUUCGCCUACACGUGGUUCAACCUCCAGGCCCGGAAAAGGAAGUACUACAAAAAACAUGAGAAACGGAUGACAAAAGAAGAAGAGAGAUCUGUCAAAGAUGAACUGCUGGGAGAGAAGGCAGAGGUGAAACAGAAGUGGGCCAGUCGUCUUCUGGCCAAGUUAAGAAAGGACAUUAGACCUGAAUGCAGAGAAGACUUUGUUCUAUCCAUCACUGGGAAAAAAACUGCUUGUUGCGUCCUGUCGAACCCGGACCAGAAAGGCAAAAUGAGACGAAUAGACUGCCUCCGACAAGCUGACAAGGUGUGGAGGUUGGACCUGGUGAUGGUCAUCCUGUUUAAAGGAAUCCCACUGGAAAGCACAGAUGGAGAGCGACUGGUCAAAGGAGGCCAGUGUUCUAAUCCAGUUCUCUGUGUCCAGCCGAGACACAUCUCCAUCUCUGUGAAGGAGCUGGACCUCUACCUCGCCUACUAUGUGCAAGACAGAGAGGGAGAGCAGAGCACCAGUCCCAGUCGCACCGGAGUGGGUUCUGACCAGGAGGACAGUCGAACCGCCACCAUGGAUGGUCCAGAGUUCCAUGAGAGCUUUGAGAGAUCAGGUGUCUUCAGUGUCACUGAGCUGGUCCAAGUCUCAAGAACUCCAGUGGUCACAGGAGUAGGACCUAGUUUCUCUAUGGGGGAGCUCCAGGGUCAUCUGGCCUACGACCUCAACCAGCCGGUCAGCCUCAGACGCUCACUGCCCAACACCUCAUCCAGCGGUAGUAAGCGGCAUAAGUCUGGCUCCAUGGAGGAGGAGGCCGACAGUCCAGGGGGGGAGUAUUACCACUCGCCCUCCUCUCCUGCCAGCAGCUCCAGGAACUGGACUGAUGACAUGGAAGGAGGUCUGUCUCCUCCAUUGAAAAAAGCAGAGCUGGAAAGUCCUUCUUCCCAGGAGGACUCACCAAGAUUGGGCUCCUUCACUCAGCACCACCAGCCAGUCAUAGCUGUUCACAGUGGUCUGUCUCGGAGUCACCACCCUUCAUCAUCUAUACAUUUCCCACAGACGUCCUACUUGCCCCACGGAGCGAUCCGCUAUCCCCCCCAUCUGGCCCAGGAGACCCUCAAAGAUCUGGUCUCAUUGGCCUGCGACCCUGCCAAUCAAGCUCCUAGCUCACUGAAUGGAGGCAACCAAGGGAAAGUUCCCAGUCACUACAUCUCCUCUCAGAUGUUGGCCUCCCCUGGAAAUGCCCCCUCCCCGGCUGCCCCCCCGUCCUCCUUACACAGGCCGACUCUGCCUGCAGAGUCAAAGGCCACUAGCACCUCCUCUGACGGGGGGGCAAACUCAACCACAUCCCCCACAUACUCGGCCCCUGGGACACCCCCUGCCAAUCGCACCUCCUUCGUUGGAGUCACUCCUCGAGACCCAAGUGGACUCUACCAAAGCCAGUCCUGGUAUCUGGGCAACUGAGGGAACUGUGGAGGAAAGGUGAUUGUCAAAGCAGCAAUGUCUUGGAGGAAAGGAAACGAUGCUGUCAUGACAUUACCAGAGGAAAAAUAUAUUCAUCUUUGUAGAAGUACAACAUGUCGUCGUACGUAUAUAUAAAUAUACAGUGUGGUAUAUUUGUAUGUACCCAGAAGAGACAUCCUGGAUGAAAGACUCAGCCGUGUUCAAACACAGAGGGAACUAUGCCAUGUGAAACAAAAUGUUUCUCACAAAUGACCACAGUGGACCAGAAUCAGCCCUCAACACACCACAUCCUAAAAUACCUGUAUCCUAGUUUUGUUCCCGGGAUGAGGUCUGUGUUCCUGGAAUGAAUGUCAGGCUUUAGCGUUGUACACUCGGUCUCUACACAGUAAAUGCAGCUCAAGGCCUCCUCCAAACAACCUCAUACCCCCUCAACACCCAGAAUGCCCCUCUCCCCUGCAGUUGCUGCUAAUAUACUGUAUAUGCAAACAAGCCUCCCUUUUUUCUGAACCCACCAGAAAGAGAUAUCCUUCUGUUGUAAUGUUUAUUCACCAUUUUUAAUAUGUUAUGGAUACAUCAAAAGAAAAUUUAGCAUUGAAAAUAAGCAAUUUUUGUCUUUCCUCUCGCUAAAAGACGGAUGGUUUGUCUUUUUCUUUAGAGCCUAAAACAUUAUGUUGCUGUGCAAAGCAUAUGUGUUUAAGGCUGUUUAAAUAUUAUGUUUAUCAUAAAUCAAAGAGCAACUGUGGAAUAGAAAAGUUAUUUUCCAGCCUGCUCAAACACAUCACACAGUGCUAAAGUUGAACACUAGUGCGGAGUGAGGCCCCUGUGGAACCAGGACAGGCUCUGCUACUACUCCAGCAGGUCCCAGCAUCAGGUCUGGGAUGUGGCAUGUUAGCAAGCCGGCAGGCUGUGGGUUGAUCAUCUUGUAAAUGCCAGUGCGUAAGGCUCUGAAUGACUUGAAGCUUUUCUUUUAGCUGCAGAACGGUUUAGAAACCAACUGACCUGACCAGUCUGCAGCAGUAGUGUUUGUGUUGGGGUUCAGAUGAAAACAAGGACAGGUUAGCCGCAGUGCUAAGGUUAGUUUAAAAAGCAACCUUUAUGCUUUAACACAAACCAACCAGCCAGAAGCAUUUCAAUCAACGAGUUUCCUUUCUUUUCUGUGUAAUACCGAAACCCAAUAUUUAUAUAAUGACUGCUUUAGUGAGGCAUGGCAAUAUAUUCUAGCUUUUCAAAGCUUAAUAAUGUUUGAUAUUUUAUAGCUUACGCUUACACGCUGCAUGUUAACUCAGUGGAUAGAAACGACUCAGUCUCUGUGUUGUCAAAGAUCUGAAUGCAGAGGAGAGAAAUGAAUGCUUUAAGUUAUUGAUUGUCAGUCAAAUCUAGCCAUACACCCUGGCCUUUUGCUGAUUCAUACACCAUCAGUUUGGAGAUAGCAACACUGAUUAUUAAUUCGAUUUUUAGGUUAUAAAAUUUAAUAAUGUUUUCCAUACUUUAAUAUGUGAUGCUUUGCAAAUAAUGAGCAGUCAUUUAAAACAUGUCCCCUGAGGAUGCUGAAAGGUGUGAGGUGCCAUCAGAUGGAAGUGCAAGCCAAUUUGCAUUAUUCACACGAAUUUGGGCGCUAGAGUGGUUCUGCAGUCCAAAGACAUCAUAAUCGUUUAUUUGGUUGCUCGCUUUUCCUAUGGAAACAGUAAGGGUUAUGGUUUGUGUGAUGACUGUGACUCGAAGAAUCAUGAAUAGUUUUCCUUUUGCCCUACUCCCCUUUCCUUUUCUACAUAGACAGUAGAUUGCAGGGUCUAUUUCUUUAGAUCUUGAUUAAGCCUGUAUUAAACUAUGCACGAUAUUUCUUGAAACACAUUAUGUGCCUUGCCCUUUAGUUAAAAAUUGAUAUACUUCAUAUAAGCAUAGUAGCAUGUACAAAACAACACAAAAAAGCUGCAUGAUUGCUUGACAUUAGCCAGUGUAGCAGGUGUACUGAGGCAGUCUCUUAAGUGCAAGCUCAAGGUGAGCUUCAGCAAAGGCUGGGCCACGCUCAUCCUCCGGUUCAAUCCACCUCAAAUGAUCAAUGGACUGUACUUGUAUAGCGCGUUAACACUUCAUAUCAUCAUUCACCCAUUCACAGCCAUUCAUACCCUAAUAACAGCAGCUACCAUACACGGAGCCACCUGCCUAUCAGUAACUAACAUUCACAUCCUGCACACUCAGUAGUCACAGCUACAGGAGCAAUGUUAGAGUUAAGUGUCUUACCCAAGUACACAUGGACACACUGGUUAGCAGGACCUGGAAUUGAACCUCCAAUCCUCUGAUUGGAAGACACCAGUCCUCUCUUCCCUAAAGACUGUAAACAUCUGCAGUGAAAGGCAGUUUUCAUUUAGGUAAUUCCACAUCUCUGCUAACAUACUCUCAUAAGAUAACAUUUCUAUAAUUUAAUUGAGCCCACACACAGCAGACACCCCUGGCCCUAUUAUCUCAGCUGAAGAUCCAUUCACUACUUUUGUCAAUUUGACGACAUCUCAACGAUUUUAUCUGCCGAUGAGUCGUCCCUAGUGUAGUGACAAGUAUAGAACUUCAGUCUGCUGAACACAAGUACUCACAUAUUUACAUCUUUUAGGAUCGCACCAGUGGUUAUGAUCUUCCCUCCAGAUUCUGUAUUUAAUGGCAAACUUCCUUACUUUGAUCAUACAACAAGGGUAGCAUCCCCAUUAGAGCAGAGCUAAACUUAAGGUUAGAAUAAGAAAAGCACGCUUGACCAGGUGGGGAUUUGAUCUCACAGCUGUUCUGGUUCAGUUGGUCAACUGUUCCAAGCUAAGGAGAUGGCUCUUAGUGUUAUAAAUGAAACAUUAUUGGGGGGUACAGUUUGGCUACUUUGUAUCUCAAAAAAGCACUUUAGAAAAAGAAAAAAAGUUGGUUGGAAAUGUGAAGUCUGGUAGUUAAGAAUUCUCUAAUUGUUGAAAGAAGCUUUCUGUUUUAAAUUGCAGUAUCAAACUCAUUAUUUACCUCAGAAAAGAGGUCCAAGACAGCUUCUUGACUACAUCUGGCCACGAGAACCGUCCCUUAGCAUGUAUUACUUUACACAUGUGAAGAAUCGUGUGUCGAAAUUAUUUCAAUUGUGAUAGAUUUAUUAUAUAAAUGCAUGCACAUAAUAUUCUUACUUAACUUUUAGGUCAUUUAUUUUUUAAACUAAUGUCCCUGGCACUUGAAACAGCUGGACAAAUAUAUUUAAGGAGGUGAACAGAAUAAUAUAAUGUCGCACAACCCAACAAAGAUAAACAUUUCCAUGCAUUUAAAUCACCCCCCAGUGGCAAGGGUUAUGUAGGCGUAUUAUGAGGCUUAUGGUGCAGUGGCUUUGUAAGUGAUGGCCAAGAUUAGUGAAGAAAUUGUACUUUGAGAAUCUCAUCACUGCUUUAUGAUGUGAUGUGCUCUCUCAGGUUCAUAGAACAUCACGCCAUCGCUUUCUCUGCUCUCUUUGACUUUACUGGGAUGGAGACAGCAUGGACAGAGAAUGACAGUGCCUAUGAUUUGACUUCUAGUUUCCUCUUACUUACUAUGGAGUGCUGUGCAAUAUAUUUUGGUCCUGUGACACAAUUCAGCCCUGGCCUCCAGAGAUGUACUGUGCAGGUCCUGAGGUAACAAGCCAUAGACAACCCAAAGAGUUGAAGGAAACAGACUAGGAUUCAUGGUUCUUCACUUCAGUUUGGAUCUGGUCCACAUACCUAAACCCCUGUAUAUGCUUUAGCUCUUGUUCAGCACACGGAUCUCGGAUCGGACCUUUUCACAAAACAUAUUUUGACAUGUCACAGUUGGAAAAGCUUUAUUUUCUGGUAUUGUGCUUGUGCUCCAAUAUCACACUGAAAGAACUUUGUUGUGAUUGUGGACCUGUAGAGACAGGUAGAACUACACAUGAAAUGCUCAUUGCACACAUAAUAGUAAUUAUAUGAUACAUUGUUGCGUCAUACUGUUUUGUUACUUGGAAUGCAUUUUAAGAUAAUUUUUGGGGAAAGAGGGACAGAAAAUUGGAAUGCAUUAGCUAUUGCCUUUUAUAUUCUGACACCCUUAGCCUUCAUUUUGUUCAAAACUUAACACUCGGGAAUUGAAGUUGUGACUCUGCACAGACACACACUGCUGGGAAACAAUACCAGUGUUGGCGGCGCAGCUAAUAAUUAUGCACAUAAAGAUGCAGGUGUGAUUAUUUACUGUUUAGCUUUAGUUUGAUUCAGCAUUGUUUCAGUGUUAGUUAUUCUGUGGCAGUUAAACCAACCAGACAAGGCUCCUAUUAAGAUGCAUCGUAACACAAUAAUAUGUUUAACUCUUGGAACGGGUUGUUACGGUUGGUGUUGUAAGCCAUUUUUAAUAAAACUAUAGGGGGUUCCUGUUUGGUGAGCCCAGCAGAUACAGUGGAUCAGAUCUGAAGCUGAAUGCUGUGUGAUGGAAAGAGGUGUCCAAAUUGGUUUUGUGGGAUUGGGACAUUUUUCACACAUGGUUAUUUUUUCUAUAAACCGUCAUUCAACAGAGUACCUACUACUGUUGUUGCCUCUAAACCUUGUAACUCCAAUAUAUGUUUCUUUUUGAUAUUUCUUAAUGGAGUUGUAUUUUUUUAAUUGCCCUUCAAACCCUUUUGUGUAAAUCUUAGUUACUGAGAAUCUGCUUUUGUAGUGCUACAAGUUACCUUUUGUAGAGAUACCAUGUUGUUACUUUUCUGUAUGUCCCGGUACAUCACUUUAGCACACUGUAUACUCAAUGUGCUGGAGAGAACCUUUUAAAUUCAGUCUCAGAUUUCUCAGAACUUUUCAGAUAUUAUAGUAAAGCUGCUUUGCUUGCUUCCAGAUUUAUAUCCCUUACAUGAGAGAGCAUAAGUAUGAACAGAUUUCAUCAGUUAUUGCAUGACCACAGUCCACGAAAACAGACCUUUCACAUGAACUGCACAUCUCAGUACUAUGGCAUACCAACACUAAAUCUUUUGUAAUCGAUACCUCAAAUCAAUAGACAAGGGUGAGGUGAAGCCCUUUAGUUUAUAUAUUUCUGAAUACCUCAUAGUAUAUUUUACCUUUGCUACUAUCCAAAAAAAGCGCUUUAAAGAAAUGAUUAUGCCACAACGUCCUUGUUUAACUGUAACAAUUACCCUGCAACACACUUUUAAUUGACACCGGACGGCCAAUAACACAUGACUUGGUAUGCCAAUGUAAUAAAGUCUGAGAUUGAUAGAGCUGGUAUUAAACCUGAGAUGUUUACAGUGGAAAGGGCUGCUGCUCUGGCCUGAAUGUAGUUUGUAGCAACUUUAAGUACUUUGUAAGAAAGAAUGUAAGAAGUCAACCUUUAUUUGCAUGAUGUAAAGAGCUCCUCAACAACUGCACUUAGAAACGGCCAUUUAAACUAAAGUCAUGAUGUAUUUCUCAAAGUCAAGGGUCUUUCCUUGGUAGGCGUGGCCCUUGAGGUCCUACAGAAUUUAAACAAGAUCUAUUUUUUUGCAUUUAGAAAGCCACAUGGCACACUAAAGCAUAUAUUUAAGUUAUUCCAACAAUCACGCAAACCUAACUUAAGAGUUAGAUGUAAUAAUACACUGGCUUACAUGCGGCCUGUCCCUGUUGUUGCCAUCCUCAUCAUAGGAUGCUUGAAAAGUAACUCACUGUGUGACAAGAGAAUCUAGCUUUUAACGUCUGGCCUUUAGAUUUAAUAUAUGGUACCAGUCAAAGGUUUGGACACACCUUCUGAUUAAAUUGAAUGAAAUGGUGUGUCCAAAAUGUUGUUUGGAACUGUAUGGGAAGAUCCAGCAUUGAAUUGGGAAUUUCAAAUGUUCAGAAACCGAUUUUAGUGGAGUUCAAAUGUAUUUCCAAACAGAUAAGAGCAGCUGCAGGUGUUUUAGAAGUGUGAAGACACACAUGCUUGAAAUGCCUCAGAGCAAAGAACUUGGUCCUUGACUUUGAGAAACCCUCAUGGACUCUCUUCUCAAGGUUGGACUUUCUGUUCUAGUUUGAAUGCCUCAUUGUUUGAGUCAGAACCCUUUGAUAAAAUAUCAUUGUAACCAUAUUUAGUCAUUGCAUUCAGUAACUGCUGAUGAGUUCAUUUCUGGAAAUGAAUAGGUUUCCCUAUGCAAAAGAAUGUACCAUGAAUAAACCAGAUAUACCACAA
This is a messenger RNA of Pungitius pungitius (ninespine stickleback), 7786 nucleotides long. RefSeq names its product nuclear factor I/C (gene nfic). Gene Ontology annotation, cellular component: nucleus. Lineage: Eukaryota; Metazoa; Chordata; Actinopteri; Perciformes; Gasterosteidae. The transcript has 13 exons. Gene Ontology annotation, molecular function: DNA-binding transcription factor activity, RNA polymerase II-specific; RNA polymerase II cis-regulatory region sequence-specific DNA binding. The record is from RefSeq and is a predicted model, not a curated record. The coding region runs from base 149 to 1666 and encodes 505 amino acids. Gene Ontology annotation, biological process: regulation of transcription by RNA polymerase II.